CGAAGUCUUGAUGUUUGCUGCUCAUGUAGUUGAUCUUGUGGUUCUGAUCAGUGUUGUAGUUUAGAUUUUUGAUUUACAUUUGAUUGUUUUUAGUUUUGCUUUUUUAUAUUUUUCUUUAUUUUGGUCAAGUCAUUUGAAUCCUAAAAAACUGCUGGCGCUCAGAGCAGCAAUUUAAUCUAUUGCGCAUUAUUGGGAAACUAAAGUCUUAGCAGUGCAUUCGGCCUGGUAGAGUGUUCAACAGACAAUAUGACAGGGCGACAAUUUGGGGGUUUAAUCUUUUCUAUGUACUUUUUAAUAGACACAGAAAAGUAAUCAGCUAUACUGAGUAAUGUCUUCUCUGAGUAUGUUUUCUUGGAAUACAUUGUGCUGCCAAUACCAAUCAAUCAUUAUUUGAAUAGCACAGCCUAUCCGAGUUGUGUUUCUGACCAUGUUCAUUUAUUAUAGCCACAAUUUACCUAUCCGACUUAUUAGAAAUUACAGAUCUUUUAAAUGUACAAAUCUUUAAUGGAAUGUUAUCCAAUGUGGGAUAAAGUGGCCAUAAUAUAUGGCCUAACACAUGUAUGGUGUCCAGUUCAUACUAAAGGUCGUUACAGAGGUUAAGGUCAGGACUCUUUGGAGGCCACACCAAAUUCGGCAAACCAUGUUUUAUGGCCCUUGCUUUGUGCACACUGGCAGGCAUGCUGGAAUUAGAAAUAACCUCUCCCAAACUGUGGCCACAAAUAAGGAAGCAUGUAAUUUAUGUUAAUUUUUGAUUGAUUUUAUACACUUGUUAGCAUUGGUAUGGGUAAAACACAUAAACUAGGCAAUUGGGGAGGCUUUCCACAUACUUUUGGCAACAAGGAAAAACAUGUUUCCUGACCUGCAGACCUCAUAUAGCACUUUUCUAAUGGAAAGACUCUUGUUAACCCCAAACUGGGUUACAAAAGCAAUUCUUCCACCGCAACAUUUGGACAAAUUACAGUUUGUAUCAACAGAAAUUAAGAAUCUAUUUAGAAAGCUGUUUUCUUUUCACUGGUGGAUUCUGUGGGAGAGUUAAACAAGCCUACAGGAUCUCCGCCUUCAUCAACAAUGUGAAGUACGCGAGUCAUUUCUGAGUUUUCCCAUCUGGUUUGAGGCGUCAUCUCCGUGAAAUUGGACACCUAACUUUCUUCUCAACCUUCCCAAACUCUCCGUCCCUCCGUCAUUUUUAUUUAAAAAGCACACAAAGCAACCGAGUACGCGUCGAAGUGUACAGUUUAAUUUGCUUAAUUUUGGGUUCAUUUUCUUUAUGAGACCGCAAGACUUCCUGAGAGGAGCUUGUAAACUUACUUUAGGCUAGAACCGAACGAGCUGGGCCAGAAAGCGCUGGAGAGCAGGCGGGGCGGCUGGAAAUGGAGGAUACGGGGGGGUUCCUGGCGCAGAUGAAUAAUUAACCAUUACAAGACAAUUAAAUAAACUUUUUAUAUAAUGUACUAUCCGUUUUUAUGUGUCGAUUCUGGAUCGGAAUAGCGGUUGCGAUGUCAAGAUCAGUGUUGCGAUAAGAAGAGGUAAGGAACUGACUUCAUGUCAUCCGCCCCCUUAGAACAACAAGCGGUGGCAUUUGUGAUGGAGGAGAAGGUGGAUGGCAGUGGGCAGGAAGAAAAUAAUUUGGAUGACCCUUCCAUUCCUACUGCUAGUGUGGUGGAACAGACACAGCUUUGUCACCACCAAGAUGCCUCCAGGCUAGACCAGGACCUGCCCAUCAUGCACUGGGAAGACUUGAGUUUGCGAAUAGCCGAGCUUGAGAAACAGGAAAAUGAGAAAAGAAAAAAGUCCAAGUGUUUACAAGAAGAUGAGUCAUUGCCGGGACAUUGGCCUCAAGUAAAGGAACAGUCACUUCAUAGGAUGCAUUGGGAGGAUGAUGGUUUGGGAGAAUGCCGUUUUCCAUUUAUUACAUCUCGAUUUAACAGUCCUAAAAAACUGCAGCUGUGUUUUAUCAAUAACACUGAGAGUGAUCAAGAGGAUGAUGAAGAACCAGCCAUCAAAGAUAGCCUGUGUGACUCACAUAGACAUGUGUACCAGUCUGCUGGCCUGAAACAGGAAGUGAUAGCAGCCCUGAGUGAGCUCAGAGAUAAGGUUUGGGCUGAACAGAGGCAGCAGCAGCAGCUGUCCAGUAAUGAUGUGGUCUUUAAACGAAGAAAGCUUAUUCGCAGUGACCUGCAGACCUGCUCCAUGGUUCAGCUAAAUGCUCUCAGUGAUUCCCUUCAUAAAGACAUCCAAGAUCUGAGCUCAGAAUUAGUGAAGCAUCUGGUUGUGCGGGACCAUCUUCGAACAAAACAAGACGCCUUACUCCUGGAUGUGCAGGAUAUGACAUCACUGUAACUGACAUUAAGCCAUGAUUAUUCAUCAUCACACUUCACAAUAAUGGGCAUUUCUGGAAUAAUAAUCUUGACACAGUCAUUUACUGUCUGUUAUUUACAGCUAUUGUUUUACUAACAAAAGCCAAUCUUGUUUGUCUUGUUGUGUUGUUCUUGGUUAGUGUGAGAGCCACAAAUAUUUAUGUCACAAGUUUUAUUGUGAGAACCGGUAUGUAUUAAAGUGUAACUAAAAAAUAUGCCUGGUUCAGUAUGGUUUAUUUACCAUCAGUUUGUUUUGUUUAUUAUCAUUCUUAACUGUGAAAGCUGCUAUAACAUGUAUAUGUCCGUUGAUAUAUCUGUAUACUAAUUUGUGGUUUGUUUGUUUGUUUUUAGGAAAAAUUAUGUUUAUUAAUUAUAGAAAUAUGAACUGCAUGUUAUAUUACAGCAUCUGCUGCAUAUGGGACUUUAUGGGACACAAGUUUUAUUUCUCAUGGACAGAAUCUAUAUCACUAAAUAAAGUUGUUAUAUUUAUCUAACCACUUAACAUGUGUGGGUAUUUUGCUGUGUUUCUGGGGUUGCACAUGUAUCUGACACAAUUUGUAAUUGUUGUCCAAUAAUAAUAAUUAUAAUUGUGCAGCUUUAUAUCAUUAAGAUUUAUAUCAUUCUUCAUAAACUCAAAGUUCCUGUCAUGAGAUUA
This is a messenger RNA of Trichomycterus rosablanca, 3012 nucleotides long. RefSeq names its product schwannomin-interacting protein 1. The transcript is spliced from 7 exons. Lineage: Eukaryota; Metazoa; Chordata; Actinopteri; Siluriformes; Trichomycteridae. Gene Ontology annotation, biological process: positive regulation of hippo signaling. Bases 1543 to 2340 code for a protein of 265 amino acids. The record is from RefSeq and is a predicted model, not a curated record. Gene Ontology annotation, cellular component: cell junction; plasma membrane.